Molecule: messenger RNA, 1169 nt
Organism: Phragmites australis (common reed)
Lineage: Eukaryota; Viridiplantae; Streptophyta; Magnoliopsida; Poales; Poaceae
Product: zinc finger protein WIP6-like
Exons: 2
Coding region: 117-1169 (350 amino acids)
Biological process (GO): anatomical structure development; regulation of gene expression
Cellular component (GO): nucleus
Molecular function (GO): DNA-binding transcription factor activity
Source: RefSeq, a predicted model, not a curated record
CUGGCGCCGCAGAGCAAGCUCCUUCUAGCCCUCUCUUCCUCCAACACUUGUUGCUCCCCUCUCUUCCCCUCAAGCCUCCCUCCACUGAAUCUUUUGCAGCUCCGGCCGUGGGAGUCAUGCACAGCUACAGAGCCAUGCACCCGUACACACACCCGUACCAGCACCACCACGCCACCACCGCCGUUCCCAGCAACAAGCAUGGCAAUGGCGAGCAGGACGACGAUCCGUCCAUGCUUCUCCUCUCCCUCUGGCCUCCCGGCCACCACCACGGCGUCGCCGCCUCGCCGGCGUGCUCGCCUCCCUCCAUCUCCACUACCACCUCCAUGGCCGCCAGCGCUGCUUCUUACCCUUGGCUCAACCAUGGUCAUUACAAUGGUGUCGGAGGAGGGAGCAGCAGUAGCUGCCACAGUAGCUUCUUGUUUCAAGAGCAGGACCCUGAGGUGUCCAUUUCGCUCUCCAUAGCCCCUCCUUCCAGCAACGCGGCUUCUUGCGGCGGGGGCUUCGCCAUGCCGGUGGCAACGCCGUCUACGGUGACGACCAUGACAGCAGGCGGGAGCAAGGUGCCCAGGCAGUACUGGAUCCCCUCUGCCGCCGAAAUCCUCGUCGGCUCGACGCAGUUCUCCUGCGCCGUCUGCAACAAGACCUUCAACCGCUUCAACAACAUGCAGAUGCAUAUGUGGGGGCACGGGUCGCAGUACCGGAAGGGCUCCGAAUCGUUGCGCGGCGCGACCACGGUGGGGAAGGCGCCGCCGGCGUCGCUGAUGCGCCUGCCGUGCUACUGCUGCACGGAGGGUUGCAGGAACAACAUCGACCACCCGCGGGCGCGUCCGCUCAAGGACUUCCGCACGCUGCAGACGCACUACCGGCGCAAGCACGGCGCGCGUCCCUACGCGUGCCGCCGCUGCGGCAAGCGGUUCGCCGUGCGCGGCGACUGGCGCACGCACGAGAAGAACUGCGGCAAGCUCUGGUUCUGCGUCUGCGGCUCCGACUUCAAGCACAAGCGAUCGCUCAAGGACCACGUCCGCUCCUUCGGCGGCGGCCACGCGCCGCACAUCGUCGAGUCCAUCACCAUUCAGGACGACGAGAACGACGACCACGACCACGACGACGCCGACCAGAUGGACGACAACAGCAACGCCAGCGACCCCGGAGACAUGGUCGUGGUCUAG